Messenger RNA from Ictalurus punctatus (channel catfish), 642 nucleotides. RefSeq names its product mitochondrial ribosomal protein L27 (gene mrpl27). The record is from RefSeq and is a predicted model, not a curated record. The transcript has 4 exons. Lineage: Eukaryota; Metazoa; Chordata; Actinopteri; Siluriformes; Ictaluridae. Gene Ontology annotation, cellular component: mitochondrial large ribosomal subunit; ribosome. Bases 51 to 494 code for a protein of 147 amino acids. Gene Ontology annotation, molecular function: structural constituent of ribosome. Gene Ontology annotation, biological process: translation.
UGCGUCAAUGAGCGUCAUUGCGUCAUCGCGUCAGAGUUACGUGUUUCAAAAUGGCGGCGCUCGUGUCCUUGUUAUUAAGACCCAGAGCUGGCUUUCUCGUAUCGUCUCAGACGCCAGCCGUUCUCUCAAGCAGACCUGCGUCUAAAAAGUCUGGAGGCAGCAGCAAGAACCUGGGAGGGAAAAGUCCGGGUCACAGAUACGGUUUCAAGAAACAAGACGGAGACUUUGUUCGCGCAGGUAACAUCCUCGCCACACAGAGGCUUAUACGCUGGCAUCCGGGAGCUCAUGUGGGCAUGGGGACGAACAACACGCUGUACGCCCUGGAGGACGGUACGGUCCGGUUCACUAAAGAAGCGUACGUUCCUCUGCCUCGUAGCGCUGAAGCCUGGGGCGUGAUCCCCAAACUGCCUAAAGGAGCCCUGCUCUACAAGUCCUUCAUCAAUGUCGUCCCCACCAAACAGGAGAACAACUUCAAACUAGUGGACAUGGUCUGAGAAACGUUUACGACCGGCUUCCGGAUUCCCAGAACUGAGAAACGUGUGAACGUCGGUUCCGCGGAGCUCGUCCGGGACGUUAUCACCCGUGAUGAGGAAACAGCUUUUUUUACUAAGUUAUUUGAAUAAAUAUCAUACUCAAACGAAA